Messenger RNA from Fusarium keratoplasticum, 693 nucleotides. RefSeq lists its product as uncharacterized. The record is from RefSeq and is a predicted model, not a curated record. The coding region runs from base 1 to 693 and encodes 230 amino acids. The transcript has a single exon. NCBI's taxonomy places the organism in Eukaryota, Fungi, Ascomycota, Sordariomycetes, Hypocreales, Nectriaceae.
AUGGACAACACUGGCAUUUACGGAGGAGGAACCUUUGGCACGUUCGCCUUUGGAUACGUAUUUGCCUCUGCCAUCGCCCUCCAGAUAUUCUCCCAAGGAUUCCCGCAUGGCGAGAUCCUUCGUUCACUCAACUGGCGCACUUGGGCGCGCACUACCAAGUCGAAGAACGGUGGCAAGUCACCGCUGAAGAUUGCCACCCGCAGUGAAGUCGUCAAUAUAGACUACGACGACUUCUUGGAUGAUGAACCUCUCGAACGUAUGGUUCAGCACUUAUUUUCGCAUUCCAUUUGUCAACCGAUUCAAAAGCUUCUCGUCGGCUACCUACGCGAUCAGGCCGCAGUAAAACCUAUUCGGCAUUGCCACUCACUUGACUUGUUAAGGGAUUUCCCCUCGAUGCUCCUCAGCAGCCUUCCUCUAUUGGUUCCCCUCUGGAUUUUCACUAACUACUACUGGACUUCGCUCUUCGGGGUGAUGAUCUGGGAGCGCUUCGGCUCCGAUGUUGUGCAUGGACUACUUUCCCGGUCUUUGGAAUGCUUGCGAUGGGGAUGGGGAUUCUUGAGGGAUUCAAAUCGAGCCAUAUUUCGCAUCGACGGCGUUGUGGCAAUGACGAAGGGGGCUCGACGGGUGCUCCCAUGGGCGGGCUACGACGACGGGCCUCUCGGUAGCGUUUUUUAUGAUGGCGUGAGCCCUUGA